Molecule: messenger RNA, 4203 nt
Organism: Anneissia japonica
Lineage: Eukaryota; Metazoa; Echinodermata; Crinoidea; Comatulida; Comatulidae
Exons: 6
Coding region: 37-1584 (515 amino acids)
Biological process (GO): carbohydrate metabolic process
Source: RefSeq, a predicted model, not a curated record
CUUCUGUUUGUAACCCGCAUAUCAUUUUUAUCAAUUAUGACACGAAAACGUAUAGGUAGUCUGUUACCAUGUGGACUGUCUUUUUCACUUGGCGUCUUUCUGACUUAUAUAUGCCUAAAUUACAUUUCCAUGAAAGAAACAGCGGUUAUAUACCAACCUAACCAAUCACUUGUUCGGCGACCGUCAGGAAUGCAUGACGAUUUAUCGAGUGUACUAAAUUAUGGAACUAAAAAUGUCGACAAUAAGCUCAAUGAAUUAAAUACAUCAGGACCGAGAAAAAUACUACUUGACUGCGGUGGUAAUAUGGCGUCAACAGUAGAGUUGUUUCGGGAAACUUACCCAGAUGGUAAAAAUUUCAUUAUUCAUUCGUUCGAGAUUGAUGUACGACUCGCACCAUAUUUCAGUCCAUAUAGAGAUCAUUACUUGCACUGUCCUGUUGGAGUCGCCGAACGAGACGGUAACAUGACUGCAUUCAGCGAAUCAGUAUGGUCUCCGGACAAAGGAAAGAACAAUGGAAGGGACAUGCAGUGGGGCGGGGGAACUCUCUUUGUUGACAAAAAAGAACUGACUGACACCAACACUGGUGGACGUAGAAAACUGGCUGUACGUAAGACAAUUCCAGUUGUGGACUUGUCUAGAUGGAUAAAGGAAAAUACCAGAAAAGAAGACUAUGUGAUUUUUAAAUUAGACGUUGAAGGAGCUGAAUAUAGAAUUUUAAAAAAAAUGCUAGAAGACGGAACCUUUGCAUGGAUCGAUAAGUAUUACGGGGAAUACCAUAAUAGUCAGCCAGUUGGGCUCUCUAGUGGUGAGAAAGGCAAAAUAAUCAAUAAUGUAAAGACUAAAGGGAAAAAAAUGUAUGAUUGGGGAGCAGAGAUAAGGAAUUACGCAGAUUUUGAAGCUCUCCAUCCAACAAAGAUACCUGAAGAGGCUCCUGGUAAAGCAGGGGCUGUAUACAGUAAAUGCAACACACCGAAACACUUAGCCAUUGCAAUCAACGUCGGAAUGAGUAGGAAACAAGCAGUAAAAGUGAUGUCAAUAUUAGCAUAUCAUAGAACAAAAGUCCCGGUCACUGUGUUUGUGUACAGUGAGUUUGCUGAAGAAUGGCCCGACCUUGUCAAAUUCUGGGCAACAGUCUAUAACAUUGGACUACGUGGAAAUCAUCCAUACCCAACCGGUCAUUUUGAAAUGAUGGCUGCCAAUUGGAUUCGAGAAGCUGUAGUUAGUUCAGAAAUGCGUCUUCGUGAACUUGACAUAAACCCGAUAUUCUACUCCCCUAAUGAAUAUGGCGAAAACGUUCAGCAGCAACUUAAACAUAGGGGAUUCAGAAUCAUCAAAGCAGCUGUGAACUUCCCGCCUAAAUCAGAACCUCUACUAACUGUACAGAAUUACUACAAAUUUCGAGAUGUUGAACGUGUCCCAAAAGCACUUAGAACAAUCUCCAACAGGUUGCAGACAGCAGACGGUGGAAUCCUAAGCCUUGACACAGACCUUCCCGAUACCUACAUGAAUUUUGUUUUCUUGCUGGAUUAUUUAGUUGAAAAAUCGGGUUAUACAUUGGUUUCGUUGAAUGAAUGUGUACGUUAAAAGAGGUAGUAUUCGGGAUCAUGUAUAAUUACAUAGUUCCCGGAUGCUUGAGGAGUAUAAAAUUGGAUCUCAUUUUUUUUCUCAAUAAAACGCAUUUUGAUAUACUUAUGGUUAUGGGAUGUUUUCAAACUGUAAUACAAUAGUCAUACAAUACAUAGGAUAUAUCUAAUAUCAUUGUUAACGCUAUGGUACACGUACAUGUGCUAAGACUUUAUAACUUACUGUUGAAAGACCUUGUCACUAUACAUUGGGUUUAUUAGACCCAUUCAAUGAAUCUGCUCAAACAUUUAAACUCACUGAUAAAGAAACCAUGGAAGAACUUAGAAAUAAUUCAGAAAGUGCCUGCAAAUCAUGUUAGCACGUCAUUAUUAUAAUUAUAAAGGUAAAGGAAGAAGAAUAACCCAUAACUCGCAGCUUCAAUGUGCCGAAUUGCGUAUGAGCGUGGUCGUGACUACCAAGCGGAAGUAGAGAGGCAGGGGCUGUGAACCAUAGCAUCGGGGUAAGCCCUACUCUUUCGUGCAAUAAGUUUUUAAAGAGCACACAGGCCAGGUAUGUACACUGGACCUCAAUUUUAAGUCAUCCGAGAGACUUGGUUCUACCAACCCAACCCUGGGCGAGGAGCGGCUCGAACCAGCGCCGAUGUUAAGGCUGUAGUUAGAGGCGCCCCUGCCUUACGGCUAGGCCACACGACUCGAUAAUGCGCUCACCAUACGUGGUUUGAACCCUCUUAAAGUCCAUAGAGAAAAAAUGUGUCUAGAUUAAUAGAUCACUCUAGCAAAAAGAAACUUAAACUUUAUAAAAAAUAAUUAAAGUCGCAAAACCACAUGGACAAAGAAAACCAUGAUAAAUACAGUAACGUGUAUAAUACCAGCCGAACCAUGGGCGAGGAGCGGCUCGAACCAGCGCCGAUGUUAAGGCUGUAGUUAGAAGCGCCCUUGCCUUACGGCUAGGCCACUCGACUCGAUAGUGCGCUCACAAUACAUGGUUUGAACCCUCUUAAAGUCCAUAGAGAAAAAAUGUGGCUAGAUUAAUAGAUCACUCUAGCAAAAAGAAACUUAAACUUUAUAAAAAAUAAUUAAAGUCGCAAAACCGGACAAAGAAAAAUAAUAAGUUAUGUAAAAGGGCAAGAAGGGACUUCUAUAUAUCCGGAUUAUCAAAAUGCCAUGGGGACAUGAAAAAAAACCUGGGACACAAAAAACUCUGUUAUAAAUCCAAAUAAGACUAAGCUAAAAUUUCCCGAUACCAUUAAGCAUAAUGAUGAUACAUUUACCGAUCGUACUAUAAUACCAGAACAGUUCAAUCAUUAUUUCAUUAACAUCGGACAACAAUUAUGCAAAGUUAUAAACUCUAAUGUCAGUCCAUUACGUUAUUUAAAAAACAGGCAAGCUAACUCAUUCUACAUUAAACCUGUUACAAUUAAAGAAAUAUCUGAUAUAAUCAGAAAUCUAGACAACAAUAAGAGUUCCGGAUAUGACAAUAUAUCUCCAAAAAUAAUAUAAGGGAUUUCAAAUAUUAUCGUAAGCCCCCUAGUCCACAAUAUAAACUGUUCCUUUGAAACUGGCAUUGUUCCCGAUAAACUAAAGAUUCCUAAGGUUGUCCCUGUUUACAAAAAAGGAAAACAUGAUGAAAUUACUGUUUUUUUUUAACUUUCAAAAUUUAAUAAAUGGUUUAAAGCAAAUAAACUUGUCUUAAAUAUAAAUAAAACAAACUUUGUUAUUUUCCAACCACAAAAUGUAUUAAAACAGUCACAAAAUAUCUUUAUCAAAAUAAAUGGUAUAAACCUAAAAAGAAUGGAUAGCGUCACAUUCUUAGGUAUUGUUAUAAACGAAAAUUUAAGCUGGAAACCCCACAUUCAAUAUUUAUGCAACAAAAUAUCUAAGGCCAUUGGUAUCAUCUGUAAAGUAAAAAACAUAUUUCCUGUACAUACACUAAUAAGUUUAUAUAACGCCUUUAUCUUGGGAACGUUAUAUAGGGAAAUUACUACACACCACAUAUUGAAAAGUUAUAUAAGUUACAAAAAUUAGCAGUUAGACUAAUAACAAAUUCACCCCGAGAUACUAGAUCACGUCCAUUAUUUAAACAAUUUAAUAUGCUUACCAUCUUUGAUAUAAAUAAGGUAAAGGCAGUAUGUUUUAUUUCUAGAUAUCAUCUCAGGCAAUUACCCCCUCCCUUAUGCGAAAUCCUUGACGGUAAUACAAAAAGUGAACGUGCAAAAGCCCUAAGAAAUUCAAACAAAAUGUAUGUACCUUUUUCAAGACUGACAUCCUGUCACAUACCUAUUUUUAUUCACUUACCAAAUAUGUGGAAUUAGCUAUAUGAUAGCCUUUUAAAAAUAAAUUCGCAAAAUUCGAUCAAAAAUAAAUUGAAAGAGAUGAUAUUCGAUACUUGUUAAGGAAAACUUUUCUUGCUUUGCUCUUUUUUUUUUAAAUUUAUCUUUAUAAAAUUUCUUCAUUUCUUGGGAGUCGUCCAUGAUCUCUGGCACUUUCCGGGGCAGUACACUGUCGGAGAUGUCUUGGUGUUAGGCGCACGGUAUUAUUACUAUGACGUGAUGAUCACUGAGGCAUUUCCCCUUCCGGGAGGUGCCGGCAAUUGUGGGCGAUCAUAAAUUUAAAAAUUAAA